AGGUGUCGUCACUCGUCAAUAAUUUCAAAGUAUCAUUUUUAAUUUGCAAUCUCGCCGCAGGAUACGCCUCUAUAACCUAAAACUGUAAUAACUGAUCUUCUACAAUUAAUAAAGUGUAGGAAUAAUAAAAAUACUAAUUACGUCGCCAGUUUUUGAAUGGAGAGACUUGAUGGUGAAACCGAAAUGCCAGCACAAGACAACACAAAUUCUGAGCAGUCUCGCCUCAUCGGCUCCAACAUGCCCAGCAGGGUUAGCUACAUGAAUCUCAUAAGCAACUUGAGUGCAGUAGUGCUCGUGGCGGUCAUCAUCUACUGCUGUAUCGCCAAAGGGGAGACAGUCUUGUUUGCUCUCCAUCCGAUUUUGAUGGCUCUCGGGUGGACAGUCUUCAUGACAUCUGCUGUGAACGCAAUUACACCUGGAGAUCUGGCUACAGAGUGGAUGCCCAUUCGUCUGCGUAGCGCUCGCCACUGGGUAUUGCAGGUUGGAGCCGGGAUGCUGAUCUUAAUCGCAUUCCUUUGUAUACUUUCAAAUAAAAUUAUUCAUGACAAGCCCCACUUUCAGACCUUGCAUUCUAAAUUUGGAUUAACUGCCUUCAUUUUCGUGUUGGUGACCAUGAGUGGAGGUCUUGGAGCCCUGUACAGUCUCAAGUUGAAACAUUACCUGGCCCCUAUUUAUACCAAACUCUUGCAUGCCUCUUUCGGGCUCCUAACUAUUGUGCUUGGCAGCGUGGCAAUAAUACUCGGCUUUUUCUCCAACUGGUGGACGUCUGGAGAAAUAUUGCGGUAUACCAACUUGACGUUAAUAUUGAUUGUCAUGCUCUUCACAGUAUUGCGCCCAUGCUUAAAAGUAUAUUUCCGUUUAAUGGAAAGAAUUGAAAACGGGAAUUAAUUUAUACUUGAAGUCUA
Cydia strobilella is the source of this 905-nucleotide messenger RNA. Its product is annotated as transmembrane reductase CYB561D2-like. Bases 157 to 888 code for a protein of 243 amino acids. The record is from RefSeq and is a predicted model, not a curated record. Gene Ontology annotation, molecular function: heme binding; transmembrane monodehydroascorbate reductase activity. NCBI's taxonomy places the organism in Eukaryota, Metazoa, Arthropoda, Insecta, Lepidoptera, Tortricidae. The transcript has 2 exons.